Molecule: messenger RNA, 1210 nt
Organism: Macaca mulatta (Rhesus monkey)
Lineage: Eukaryota; Metazoa; Chordata; Mammalia; Primates; Cercopithecidae
Gene: KLRD1
Product: killer cell lectin like receptor D1
Biological process (GO): positive regulation of natural killer cell mediated cytotoxicity; stimulatory C-type lectin receptor signaling pathway
Source: RefSeq, a predicted model, not a curated record
UAAUUUUGUUAUACUAAGUAAAUUUACCUUUGGUUUGACCAUCAUUUCCUUCAUGUUCCAGAUAACUCUUGAAAAUGAAUUUGAUUUUCAAACAAUAAAAAACAAAACAGCAACAAAACUCCCUCUCACCUCCUCUCACCUUCUUUUGUCCUUGCCGAAGUGUUAAUAUUACAGAAGUACUGUGAGAAUUUCCUGUGUUGUGGUUCCUGGAACACUUUAGAGGCUUGUGAUUCUACUGCUUCUUAUUCACACUAUAAUGCGUGUCUCACCAAUAGAUGAUUUAAGAACAUCAUUUAAAUGCACAAUUUUUCAUUCUCUUUUUUGGCUAAAUUUCUUCAUACUCAACUUUCAGAUUCUUUAAUCUCCAGCUCAGCUCCAACAAUUCAACGCUGUUCUAUCUGAAAAAGUGCACAUCGUGCCUUCUCUACUUCGCUCUUGGAACAUAAUUUCUCAUGGCAGUGUUUAAGACCACUCUGUGGAGGUUAAUUUCUGGGACCUUAGGGAUAAUAUGCCUUUCGUUGAUGGCUACGUUGGGAAUUCUGUUGAAAAAUUCUUUUACUAAACUGAGUGUUGAGCCAGCAUAUACUCCAGGACCCAACAUAGAACUCCAGAAAGACUCUGACUGCUGUUCUUGCCACGAAAAAUGGGUUGGGUACCGAUGCAACUGUUACUUCAUUUCCAGUGAAGAGAAAACGUGGAACGAAAGUAGGCAUUUCUGCGCCUCUCAGAAAUCCAGUCUGCUUCAGCUUCAAAACAGAGAUGAGCUGCAGGAUUUUAUGAGCUCCAGUCAACAUUUUUACUGGAUUGGACUCUCUUAUAGUGAGGAACACACCGCCUGGUUGUGGGAGAAUGGCUCCGCACUCUCCCAGGAUCUAUUUCCAUCGUUUGAAACUUUUAAACCAAAGAACUGCAUAGCAUAUAAUUCAAAGGGAAAUGCUUUAGACGAAUCCUGUGAAACUAAAAAUCGUUAUAUCUGUAAGCAACAGCUCAUUUAAACGUUUCUUGGGGCAGAAAAGGUGGAGAGUAAAGACCCAACAUUACUAAUAAUGACACAGUUACCUGUUAUAUUGUUACUAAUUGUCUACUUCUGGAGUCUAUAAAAUGUUUUCAAACAGUGUCUUACACAAUUGUCAUAGAUGUGAAACAAUGUGUUUUAAAAUUGAUGAAAUUUGUGUAUCUACAUUUGAAAUUAUAAAAUUAAUAUGAAGAA